Messenger RNA from Cajanus cajan (pigeon pea), 886 nucleotides. Its product is annotated as cytochrome b6f complex subunit (petM). Lineage: Eukaryota; Viridiplantae; Streptophyta; Magnoliopsida; Fabales; Fabaceae. The record is from RefSeq and is a predicted model, not a curated record. Gene Ontology annotation, cellular component: cytochrome b6f complex.
UUGGUCGGUCAGCAUCUAAGUAAAAUUGUACGCCACAAAAUCACAAAGCUAUCACAUUUUCUUAUCAACCAACCACACUUCCUACCUUAUCCUUUCCCUCCUGUGGAUCCAAAUACAAAGUCUCUUCCCAGUUCCCACAUCACUCUAACCUCUCUACUCCAAGAACCACACCACAGAAUACACAAAAACCCAUUCCAGCUUCUCCACCAAAAGGUUAAUUAAUUCACUCAUAACACUACCAUCAUUCAUUGCACAUUUGUCUCACUUUUUCUUGGUUUUUUGAUUCAAGCCAUCAUCAAUAAAGAAAAGAAUGUCCAUGGCCUGUGCAACAACUCCAGCCACAAUCACUGUUGUGGGAAGUUCAAGUGUUGGCAGCAGGAGGAGUAGGGGGAGGAAUGUGCACUUCAUGAGAGGGCUCAAUUCCUUUGGAGGGUUGAAGGCUCAGAACAGUGUGACAUCACUAGGCCUUCCUGUGUGCACUGAGAAGUGCUUUGCAAAGGUUGUGAGCUCGUUGAAAUAUGCAUCAUCUAAGGGAAGAAGUGGUGGAGGUGGUGCUGCCUCUUCAACAUGCAACGCUGCUGGUGAGAUUUUCCAGAUUGCAGCCAUCAUGAAUGGCCUUGUUCUUGUUGGGGUGGCUGUAGGAUUUGUUCUUCUUCGAGUUGAGGCAUCUCUGGAGGAGGCUGAGUGAGAAUUUCAUAAACUUCUAAUCACUUUUUUCAUAUAUGUAUCAUUAUCCAAAACAAAAGAAAAAAGUUGUAUCUUUCUUUAAUUCUUGAUAUUAUUUUUGUACACAAUGUGAUCUGGCUUGUAACAUGAAAAUUCGGUGGGAUCUAUGUUUAAUAUGGACCUGGUUACUGGUAUGAAAGCAAAACACCCUUUUGAAAAA